CUGUGGAUGAUUGACAGCCACAUUGCUGUUUAUUUAUGUUUAGUCCGCUGCUGUCGAAAAUAAUUUGUAUAUUUAGUUUUAACAAAUCAAACGUGGAAUUAAACGGCAAAAACGCAACGACUAGAGAAUACGCCUAUGUGAAGAAGAACUCAUAGAUUGCGCGACAUACGCGACUUUACGUGGUGUUGUGUGAGUGUGUGCUUGUGUGUGUUCCCAGUGUGUUUUGCGGCGAGACCCAGAAAUAGAAAUUCUCUUCUUGCCAAACCGAAACCGAAACGGCACUUUGUGUAUUAAUAUAUAUAUGUAUGUAUUUACAUAUGUACAUAUAAUAAGUGAAAGCGCGUGUUUUAUUUAGUCAUAUUUAUGCGCGUGCCCGGCCAAAUGCGCUUCUCUAGCGUUGACAGCAGCCUCGCUAGAUAAAAGAAAAGCAAAAAGAAUAUAAAGUGUUUGUGUGUGUGCGUGCAUGCGGGGGAAGGAAGCGGAGCCAAAGAGGAAUUGCCUCAUUACUCAUCCGUCUAUUUUGUGCGUGCAAAACGACAACGAAACGACAGCAGCAAUAACAAUAACAACGAUUACAUACAACGAACGACGACAACGAGCAGCAGACAGUGCAACAAAUGUUUGUUAAAACAGCACAAACUUGAAGUUGAAGCAAAUCAGAGCAGAGUUUGAAAGCAAAAGUGGAGCCACAAGCGAUCAACGAUGGACCAACCGUUGAUUGUGCGGGCCGAGUACUCGUUCAUGGGCAGCAACAACGAUGAGUUGUGCUUCCAGAAGGGCGAUCUCAUCACGGUGACACAGCGCGAGGAUGGCGGCUGGUGGGAGGGAACGCUCAAUGAUAAGACUGGCUGGUUUCCCAGCAACUAUGUGAACGAGUUCAAGGCGCCACUGCCACUCACAGACACCAUUCGGCCACCCGAGGAGAUCCAGGAGAAUCGUUCGCUGGUGCUCAAGGAUCUGCUCGACUCGGAGCGGGCGCAUGUCGCUGAGCUGCAGGGUCUGCUCGAGAACUUCCUGGAGCCCAUGCAACAGACGCAAAUACUCAGCCAGGAUGAGUAUGCGCAGCUGAUGUGCAACUUUGUGGAGGUGGUGCGCACACACGAGGAUCUCCUGCUGCAGAUCGAGGAGUGCAACGAUCGUGUGGGCAAAUUGCUAUUGGGCAGCGCACCUCUGAUGAAGAAAGUCCAUCAAGCUUAUUGUGCCACGCAUCCCAAAGCCAUUGUCAUACUGGACAAGUAUAAGGAUGAGCUGGAGAAGUACAUGGAGCGUCAGGGCGCCGCCACCCCGGGUCUGUUAGUGCUGACCACUGGACUCUCGAAGCCCUUUCGUCGCCUGGAUAAGUAUUCGGCCAUGCUGCAGGAGCUGGAGCGGCAUAUGGAGAGCAGUCACCCCGAUCGUGGCGAUACACAGCGUAGCGUUGCCGUCUACAAGGAUAUUGCGGCCACCUGUUCGGCCACACGACGCCAAAAGGAGCUGGAGCUGCAGGUGCUCACGGGUCCAGUGCGCAAUUGGCAGGGCCAAGAGCUGAGUACGCUGGGUGACAUCAUUCACAUGGGCAGCGUGGCUGUGGGCGCCGAUCAUCGUGAUCGCUACUUUGUGCUCUUCCCACAAACGCUACUCAUACUGAGUGUUAGCCAACGCAUGAGUGCCUUUAUCUACGAGGGUAAACUGCCGUUGACGGGCAUCAUAGUGAAUCGCCUGGAGGAUACGGAUGUGAUCAAGCAUGCCUUUGAGAUUAGUAGUCCGCUAAUCGAGCGCAUUGUCGCCGUCUGCCAAGGUCCCAACGAGGCCAACAAAUGGGUCGAACUGCUGAACGCAAACAAUCCGAAUCCCACUCUGCCGAUGGGCAUCAAGCGACAGCUGAGCAACCUGAGCAACUCAUCGAUGAAUGCGGCGCAUCUCAGUCAGCAUCUGGACGCGCGUGGUUAUUGCACGCGAUUCUCGCUGUGUGCCUACUACAACAGCCAACAGCAACAGCCACAGCAAUCACAACAGCAGCACAACUCACAACACUUGCGACCAUUUCGCAUCACAUUGCCGCCCAGUAAUUAUCCGCCCACAGCUCCUUACGCCAAUCUCAGUGCACACUUUGCACGCUUGGUGCGUGCUGGACGCUUGCGGAGUGCCAUUGUGAAGAUGCUGUUGUAUCCACAGUCCAGGCAAAGCAUCGAUCUCAAGCGGAUUGCGUUGCGCAAGAAGCGUUGCCACAAAGCAGCCGCCAAAUUGCUCAAGGAUAUCAACGCCAAUGUGGAGGAAGCUUGCUCUGCAAUGUCUUCGCAAUCGGAACUGGAGCGUCAGGAUGCCUUUGAGUUGCCCACCGACUCGGAGAGCUACGAGGAUGAAGAUGUGGAUGAUGAGGCGUAUUUGCGUAGCUGCAAUUCGGAUCCCUUUGAGUAUGUCAAGUUCUACGAACAUCGUCCGCUGUGCAAUUCCACGGGCACCUUUGUGGAUCAUGGCAGUGGAAGGCAGCGACACAGUUCCUCCAUUAAUCUGAUUAAGUUGGAUUCGCUGGACGAGCAGGAGCUGCUGGUGCAGCACGAACUCAAAAAGGAGUCACUCGUUAUUGGUUCCAAGGCGCUGCGUGCGCUGGCACGCAAAUCCACGGAACGCAACUCGAGUGUGCACACUUCCACGGCCACCAUUAAUCUGGGCGGCUCGAGCAUCACCAACUUUGUGGAGGAGGAGGAGGAGGACGAGGAGCAGCUGGCGGCGCUGGAGCAGCCAGUGCAAGCGGUGUCGCAGCCAAGCACACUGCAUCAGCAGAGUUCCGAUGCCAGUUCCAUGUAUGGGGCACGCUUGGGUGGCGCCUUUAUGGCCUGCGAGAAUCUGGCCAGCAUCAACGAUGAUCUCAAGCAGCGACGCGCAGCUGCGCCCACACAACAGCCACAACAGUUGGCUGGUUCUCCUAUUGAACGCCACAGCAUGCCCAGUAUUUUUGUGGGCAAUCGUUUCAAUCGCUGUGCGGACACCGAGGUUUAUGUGCCCACUUGGCGUGAACGUCACGAGACGCAGCAGAAUCAAAGUGUCGAUGCGGAGUUGUUGAAUGAAGACACCGAGGAGGAUUGUGUGCAUUCCAGUUCCAUGGAUUUACCUGCUGCGUGUCGCACGGCGCCCGAUCAGCUUCAAGCUGAGUUGCUCUACAACUACGAGGCAUGCGGCAACGUGGAGCAGCAGCAGCAGCAACAACGUGUCUCACACAAAAGCGACAGUCCACAGACGGGCAAUGUGCGUGGUGUGGACAUUGCACCCGAGCGUUGCAGCUCCAGCACAGAGCUGUGCAUUGAGGCGACCAAGAGACAGCCGACGGAGAGUCAACAACGCGAUUCGAUUCGACGUUGCAUCAGCUAUCAGUAUCUGCAGAUGAAUCAACGUCCAGCGCCGCCUCCCCCACCACAGCCACCAACCAGGAACGAUCAUGGCGAUUGCAAGUGUCGCUGCUGCGAGAAUUCACAGUGUCCCAGUCCUCGUUCCAGCGACAGUGGCAUGGCUGGCAGCUGCACCAUUGCUUCGCCUGAUCCGCCUAAUGCCGAGUGUGGAGGUGUCGAUGUGUUGGAUCAAGUGGAGCCGGAGCGACGUUUCGAUGUGUGCGGCAUGUUUCGCGAAAAGUUUCUAACGCCAGAGGCAACGCAAGAGGAAGAGGAUACAUCACAGCAGCAGCAAACAGAGGAUGAAGUGCAAUCACAGGAAGCGGCAGCUGCGUCUGCUGCUCCCGUCAGCAACUCGUCACAAUUCCAAAUCAAUACCAAGAGUAUUUUUCUGGCCUCCAGCGCCAGCAUGGAUGAAACCACGCCACGUGUCACGUCUAAUGAGCUGGUUUUCAGCGGCAGCUGCUCAGCGGAUCAAUUGGAUCAGCCACGUGCCACCUUCCGGUCUGGAAUGUAUGCGCACUGGUGGAAAAAGGAGCGAUUGCCGCCAGAAGUGUUGCGUGGCAUUGCCAGCGCCUACAACAAGCGACUGCCGCAAGAACUGAAAGCAUGCAGCAAGGACUCACAGUGCUCGCUGGGUUCCAUCUGUUCCAGCUGCUAUUGUUCGCUGGGUGCCAGCGGUUAUAGCGAGGGAGCCAUCUCGUGUUCGCUGUGUCAUCAUUGUGGCGAAUCCACAGAGACUUGCACCACAAAUACAACGACCACAACGGCAUCGAGUUGCUCUAAUUGCCCAGUGUGCAGUGGCGAUGAGACAGAGCCAGAGUGCAGACAAUCGUUGUCCAGGCGUGCGGCUUUCGGGGCACAUCCAUCGUAUUCGACGUCGCUCGAUUGUCCCAUUUGUGCGGCACGCGUAGCUUUGGCAACCGAAGAAGAUGUCUCCGCCAUCGAGCCACAGCCUAUUGUUGCCACCCGGCAGCAAUCGCAACCAGACGCCAACAGUGCCAACAUUGCCGCCAAGCAGCAGCAUCAGCAACAGCAACAUCGGCAGCCUCAGCAAUCAGUCGGCACAGGGACUGGGAUUGGGAGUGGGAUCAGGAGGAUCAGUGGUGGGAGCGGGAGCUGUGAAUGCAGCCACUGCGAUGUCACAACACAAACGGAGCCUGUCGUUCAAUCACCACCUCAGCUACAACCAAUACACGCACACUCAGCCUCCACAACAUCAUCUGCAUCCACCACAACCACCAAGUCUACCAAGUCAUCUGGGGGCGCUAAGCCACAAAUCAAGUUUAGUCCCGACACCAAGCAGCAAGACAGCGGCGGCAGUGGCAACAGCGGCGGCAACAGUUCCGGGAGUGGGGGAAAGCAGCAGUCAGGCAACGGCGGCGCCAAACGCAAGGAAAGGAAGCACAAAGGCUAAUUGGACCAUCAGCUGUUUGCGUCCCACGCCACCAUUGCGACCCAGUUUAUUAAAUGCAACGAGCGGUUCCGGCUCCAGCUCCGCAUCCGGCUCUGGCGGCGGCGGCGGCAGCUCCAACAACGCGCUCUCGAGCUACUGCAGCGGAC
Molecule: messenger RNA, 4928 nt
Organism: Drosophila albomicans
Lineage: Eukaryota; Metazoa; Arthropoda; Insecta; Diptera; Drosophilidae
Gene: RtGEF
Product: rho guanine nucleotide exchange factor 6
Exons: 8
Coding region: 703-4782 (1359 amino acids)
Molecular function (GO): guanyl-nucleotide exchange factor activity; protein binding
Source: RefSeq, a predicted model, not a curated record